UUUGGUAAUGUGGGUCUCCACUCCAUGAGGUACCUGCACAGGUUUGGAGCCAAGUGUGUGGGCAUCGGUGAGAUUGAUGGAGCAAUCUACAACUCCGAGGGCAUCGACCCCAAACAGCUGGAGGAAUACAAACUGCAACACGGCACCAUUGUGGGCUUCCCAGGAGCCAAACCCUACGAAGGGAACAUUUUGGAAGCAGACUGUCACAUCCUGAUCCCUGCUGCUGGAGAGAAGCAGCUUACACGUGUCAACGCCCCCAAGAUCAAGGCUAAGAUCAUUGCUGAAGGAGCCAAUGGUCCCACCACCCCAGAUGCUGACAAGAUCUUCCUGGAGAACAACGUCAUGGUUAUUCCUGACAUGUACCUGAAUGCUGGCGGUGUGACAGUGUCUUAUUUCGAGUGGCUGAAGAAUCUCAACCAUGUCAGCUCUGGAAGACUGACCUUCAAAUAUGAGAGGGACUCAAACUACCACCUGCUCAUGUCUGUGCAGGAAAGUUUAGAGAGGAAGUUUGGCAAGCAGGGAGGGCCCAUCCCUGUCGUACCUACUGCUGACUUCCAGGCCCGAGUUGCUGGUGCCUCUGAGAAGGAUAUUGUUCACUCUGGGUUGGCCUACACCAUGGAGAGAUCUGCCAGGCAAAUCAUGCGCACAGCAAGCAAGUACAACCUGGGUCUGGAUCUCCGGACGGCCGCCUACGUCAACGCCAUCGAGAAGGUCUUCAAAGUGUACAACGAGGCGGGGCUUACCUUCACAUAAAUGGCUAAUCACGAUCCACACCCCCCCGCCCUCCUGCUAUUGAUAACCCUCUAGGGCCUUCAAAACAUAUCACUGUUUACCGCUGCUCCUUGGCUCUUUCUCUCUCUCUCACUCACACACACACACACACACACACACACACACACACACACACACACACACACACACACACACAGGCUAUCCUGGUAUAUUCCCUGUGAUCUUUGUGCUGCCAUUAUACUGUAUCUGCAUCUCUGUUUUAAUGUUGCCCUGUUCUUGUUUUGGCCUGAGGUUAUAUUGAGGAAAAAGCAGACAGAGUACAAUCCUGUCCCCCG
Cottoperca gobio is the source of this 1067-nucleotide messenger RNA. Its product is annotated as glutamate dehydrogenase, mitochondrial-like. Gene Ontology annotation, molecular function: L-glutamate dehydrogenase (NAD+) activity. The coding region runs from base 25 to 753 and encodes 242 amino acids. Lineage: Eukaryota; Metazoa; Chordata; Actinopteri; Perciformes; Bovichtidae. Gene Ontology annotation, cellular component: mitochondrion. The transcript is spliced from 7 exons. The record is from RefSeq and is a predicted model, not a curated record. Gene Ontology annotation, biological process: L-glutamate catabolic process.